Molecule: messenger RNA, 4106 nt
Organism: Papaver somniferum (opium poppy)
Lineage: Eukaryota; Viridiplantae; Streptophyta; Magnoliopsida; Ranunculales; Papaveraceae
Product: elongation factor-like GTPase 1
Exons: 1
Coding region: 192-3284 (1030 amino acids)
Biological process (GO): cytosolic ribosome assembly
Cellular component (GO): cytosol; ribonucleoprotein complex
Molecular function (GO): GTP binding; ribosome binding; GTPase activity
Source: RefSeq, a predicted model, not a curated record
UAGACCUAAACGGCUAAACCUUGGCGGUCUGCAUCUCUCUCAAAGGUAAGGGGAUUCGAUAUGCUUAGUAUCUUCACAGACAUAAUCAUAACAAUCUCCUCACUAACGUUGUUUCUGUAAAACUUUCAAAAACCCUAGUUAGAUUUCUUCUGAACUUGAAAUUUGGAUUUUAUUGAAUUGUAUUGUUAAUAAUGGGGGAUUUUGAAAGAGAGAAGAUUAGGAAUAUUUGUAUUCUAGCUCAUGUUGAUCAUGGUAAAACUACUUUAGCUGACCAUCUAAUUGCCGCUUCUGUUGGUAAUUUUCUCCACCCAAAACAAGCUGGUAAAAUGAGAUAUAUGGAUUAUCUAGAUGAAGAACAAAGAAGAGCUAUUACCAUGAAGAGUUCUUCAAUUGCAUUACAAUAUAAAGACCAUUCCAUUAAUCUAAUAGAUUCUCCAGGACAUAUGGAUUUUUGUAGUGAGGUUUCUACUGCUGCUAGAUUAAGUGAUGGUGCAUUGGUGUUAGUUGAUGCUGUUGAAGGUGUUCAUAUACAAACACACGCUGUUUUACGGCAAGCGUGGAUUGAGAAACUUACUCCGUGUUUGGUUUUAAAUAAGAUUGAUAGGUUGAUUACGGAGCUGAAAAUGACUCCAAUGGAAGCGUAUACUAGAUUACAGAGGAUAGUUCACGAGGUUAAUGGAAUUAUGAGUGCAUAUCAGUCCGAGAAGUAUUUGUCGGAUGUUGAUUCACUAAUUGCAGGGUCUGUGAACGAGACGGGUGAUGAGAAUUUUGAGUUUAUGGAGGAUGAUGAAGAAGAUACUUUUCAACCUCAGAAGGGAAAUGUUGCGUUUGUUUGUGCGUUAGAUGGUUGGGGUUUCUGUAUUAAAGAGUUUGCUGAAUUCUAUGCAUCUAAGCUUGGGGCUAGUGUAGGUGCUUUGCAGAAGGCUUUAUGGGGGCCUCGUUAUUUUAAUCCGAAAACAAAGAUGAUUCUGGGAAAGAAGGCAAUUGGUUCAGGAAGUAAAGCAAAGCCAAUGUUCGUGCAGUUUGUGCUAGAGCCACUUUGGCAGGUUUAUCAGGCAGCAUAUGAACCUGAUGGAGAUAAAGCAGUGCUUGGAAAAGUUAUUAAGACAUUUCAUUUGUCUGUUCCUCCUCGUGAAUUAGAGAAUAAGGAUAAUAAAAUUGUGGCUCAAGCUAUUAUGAGUCGCUGGCUUCCUUUGUCUGAUGCAAUCUUGUCGAUGGUAAUUAGGUGUAUGCCUGAUCCUGUUGCAGCACAGUCUGUUCGAAUCACAAGGUUGCUUCCUAAGCGAGUGGUUCUGAAUUAUGCGGCCAGGCCCGAUGUGCUUGAAGAAGCAGAGAAUGUAAAGAAAUCUGUUCAGGCAUGUGAUGCAAGUGCUGAAGCACCAUGUGUUGCUUUUGUGUCUAAGAUGUUUGCUGUUCCUAUGAAGGUGCUUCCACGUAAAGGUCCCAAUGGUGAAGCUGUCAAUAAUUACCCAGAUGAAGGCGGGGUCGGUGAAUCAGAUGAGUGCUUCCUUGCAUUUGCAAGGAUUUUUAGUGGGGUUCUUCAUGUAGGGCAGAAAAUUAAUGUGCUUUCAGCUCUCUAUGAUCCAUUUAAAGGGGAAGAAGCAAUGCAGAAACAUCUGCAGGAAGCUGAGAUGCAUUCCUUAUAUCUCAUGAUAGGGCAGGGUUUGGAACCGGUGGCCUUUGCCAGGGCAGGGAAUGUUGUCGCCAUACGAGGCCUUGGUCAUCACAUCUUAAAGAGUGCGACCCUUUGUUCAACUAGAAAUUGUUUGCCUUUUUCGAGUAUGGUUUUCCAAGUUGCUCCUACUCUAAGAGUUGCUAUUGAACCAACUUUUCCUACUGAUAUGGCUGCAGUUACAAAGGGAUUGCGUCUUCUUAACAGGGCAGACCCAUUUGUAGAGGUUAGUGUUUCUGCCACAGGAGAACAAGUGCUUGCAGCUGCAGGAGAGGUUCAUCUAGAAAGAUGCAUAAAGGAUUUGCAAGAGAGGUUUGCAAAGGUUAGUCUGAAUGUCUCAAAACCGCUUGUAUCAUAUAGAGAGACCAUUGAAGGGGAUGGGUCCAAUUUCCUAGAUAAUAUGAAGGUCUUGACUGGUGGCUUGGAUUGUGUUGAGAAGACAACCCCCAAUGGUCGAUGUGUUGUUCGAGUGCAGGUAGUAAAGCUUCCGCCAGCACUGACGAAGUUGCUAGAUGAAAAUUCUGAUCUACUUGGAGAAAUCCUAGAGGGCAAACCUGCGCAGAGAAACGACAAACUAUUGGCAGCACAUAGAGAAGAGAAUUCUGUUGAUGAUAAUCCAAUUGAAGCACUUAAAAAAUGGAUAACGGAUGCUAUAGAGGGUCACAUCGCGAGUGAAAAACUCGACAAGGAUAAAGCUGAUAAAUGUAGAAGUGUGUGGCUUCAGUUGCUGCAAAGAAUCUGGGCACUUGGACCUAGGUAUGUUGGUCCUAACAUUCUUCUUGUUCCGCACGCCAAAGAAGAGAGUGGCGACCAUUCGGUUCUUAUUCGAGGUUCUCCCCAUGUAUCUCAAAGGUUAGGAUUUAUAGAUGAGAAGACAAGUGAUGAAGAUGCGGCUUUUGAAAAAUCUAUAGAAAAAAGUAGUUCAUUGUUUAUGGAAGCAGAAAGUCUCAAGAGCAGUGUCUUAUCUGGGUUUCAGCUUGCUACUGGAGCUGGACCUCUGUGUGAUGAACCUAUGUGGGGCUUGGCAUUUAUAGUUGAAGCUAAUGUUAUUCCAGUGGAGAAUCAUUCCAAUGAAUCUGAUGUUUCUACUCAACUAGCAGAUCAAUAUGGCAUCUUUACUGGGCAGAUAAUGACAGUAGUGAAGGAAGCAUGUAGAACAGCUGUGCUUCAAAAGCAACCUCGAAUUGUGGAAGCCAUGUAUUUUUGUGAACUGAACACCCCAACUGAACAAUUGGGCUCCAUGUAUGGUGUUCUAAAUAAGAGACGUGCUCGAGUUCUGAAGGAGGAGAUGCAAGAAGGAUCUUCUUUGUUCACAGUGCACGCAUAUGUGCCAGUUACUGAAAGUGUAGGGUUUGCGAAGGAGCUUCGAGAAAAGACAUCAGGAGCUGCAAGUGCCUUACUUGUACUUAGUCAUUGGGAAGAGCUGUCUGAAGAUCCUUUCUUUGUACCUAAGACAGAAGAAGAACUUGAAGAGUUUGGAGAUGGUUCUAGCGUUCUGCAUAACACAGCAAGGAAGCUCAUUGAUGCGGUAAGGAGGCGGAAAGGUCUUCCAGUGGAAGAAAAAGUAGUGCAACAUGCCACCAAGCAGAGGACACUUUCUCGUAAAGUGUAAAAUGAUUGUUCUAGUUAUGUAUUACGACUUCUCUCAGAACUGAAAGUUUUCUUGUUUCAUCAGUUGGUAGGAAAACAAAAGGGGUUAUACAACUAUACAUACGUCACCGGAUAUUAUCUAACCUAGCCUGUAAUUGGGUACUCUAGGAACACAUAGUACUAGGCCCCAGAAGGUUAAUAUCUCUGUUUUUGUAGUUCAGAAUUGUAGGAGAGAUUUUUUUUUUGUUUUGUUUACCCCAGGGUUGAAUUUUGCAUCUUUAUAUGAUUAUUUUUGUAGUUCAGUGUUAUGAUGUGAUUAUUUUGUUUCCUAUUAAACCUUUCAGAGAGUAACAUGUGCAGAAUGUGAGCAUCGAGAAGUAAAUCGAUGGGAAGCUGAGCGGUUACAUUAGGAUAAGGAGCAAGACUCAAGGGAAUGCCCUCAGUUUAGAGGAUAAAAUCACUCUUAAAUAGAAAGGAGAGCUGUCUGAUUGAUAGGUUGGAGAUUGAUACCCGACAUCAACCUGUAGUUUAUUCGAUUUUAUUCCUGCUCCAUCUCUCCUUGAGUUAUAUCACCCCGUCCUCACCAUAUUUCUUCGCCAUAAUCCGCGACUGUUACGGGUAUUGUUUUUUGGAAGUGAAAAAAAUGCGGCCUUCACAUGUGUUUCUUAUCUUACAUCUAGGGAGAAUAGGCAGUGCUUUUUUAGGGACGGGAAUAACUUUUGUUCUCCUUUGGACCUCAAUAUCUGUAGUACAACAAUUUGUGAAUGAGAGAAUGAAAUAUCUGAAACUUUUGUUGAUGAUGUAAUGGCGCCUCAAAAUUCAAUGAAAUAUCUGAAAGUUCAUC